Aspergillus alliaceus is the source of this 2727-nucleotide messenger RNA. RefSeq names its product fanconi-associated nuclease 1. Gene Ontology annotation, cellular component: nucleus. NCBI's taxonomy places the organism in Eukaryota, Fungi, Ascomycota, Eurotiomycetes, Eurotiales, Aspergillaceae. The record is from RefSeq and is a predicted model, not a curated record. Gene Ontology annotation, molecular function: 5'-3' exonuclease activity; 5'-flap endonuclease activity; flap-structured DNA binding. The transcript is spliced from 3 exons. Gene Ontology annotation, biological process: interstrand cross-link repair. The coding region runs from base 168 to 2606 and encodes 812 amino acids.
GUGCAAACGAUGCAAAUCCCUAUUAAGGUCAUGUGAUCUCGUGUCGGGUUUCGUGACGGCGAGUCUUGUCUUUUGAGUGAACAUGCUUGUUCGAUUAUUACAUAGAAAGAGGGGUUUUCUGGGUUUGGUUUGGAUAUUCUCAUGCGUAUCCAUUCGCCCCUGGCAGCAUGUCCCUGUUGGACUACUGGGACACCCUGCGGCCGUCCGUGAAGCGCAGAAAAAUUGAUACUCCGAGUCAGAACGACGUCGUUGCUAACACGGAUAGAACUGAUGUGGAGACGCCAGAGACCCCGGGCACACCUUUCACUAACUUAGACAUCUCGUCUCCGGUAUAUACACCGUACAUAGACCAAGACCCUGCACAAAACGAUCUCCCCUUUCCUGCUAGCCAGACGGAGCUCGAGUCGUCGCUCCCCGCCAUCGACACGGAUAGUCAUGCAAUUGAGGAGUACGAGUCUUCUCAAGCCAUCGUAGAUCAUGAAGAAGAGGAAUCUGGACUACAGGAGCGAUUGCAAAAUGGCAAGUGGCGAAAAGGGAAGAGCUCCAUCUACGUGGAUGCGUUCAACCUAGCGCUGGAGACUGUGCUAGAUGAGGAGGCGCAUUUAUUCGACGAGGCGGAAAUGGAGGUCUUCACACAGUGGAAGGAGCUGCCGUACGAGUCACAGUAUCUCUACGUGCGACUUUUCCUCCGUAAGACCUCAGCGUGGCACCGGAUCAAUCGACUGGGGUACUACUCCGAUAUCUCGGAUCUAUCUUCCGUAGUAGACGACCUCCAGCGGGACCGGAGUCUCCCAGUCAGCUCAAGGCCAGCGGGCGAAACCCCCGCCGGUAUCGAAAACCCAGAUGCCAUUAAUCUCGGCAGCGAGUUCCGCUUCGCCGACAAAACAGAAGAGAUCACCACUCUCGAAGAGGCCUCAUCACUGCUCCUCCUAGAUGAGCUCAAGACCAUCGCCAAAGACGCCAAAGUACAGGGUAAAAGUAAGAAAGAGCUCCUGACAGCCCUGCACCGCGUCAGCCAGCAACAAACCGGACUCGACUGGACCAGCAAAGCGACCGCCAACCGGGACGGACACUUCAUCCAGAAGAUCCUCGACUACACGGGCGAUUGUAUCCGACUUGCCUCGGGCCCGCGGGCCCUCUUCGAGCGCGUCCAUCUUGUCUUUUAUAGGUCGACCGAGUGGACGGAGAAAUCCCUCACCACCAUCAUCCUGGCGAAGACCUCGCGGAAGAAUUUUCCCGAAUAUGUCGUUUGUCGGUCGAGUUCGAUCUUCCCGUCGAGAGAGUUCUUGCUGGAGUUCGAAGCGGCCCUCCGAACGCAGUUCCAGAUAGAUAGCGUCCUCGAGUUCAGCGGGACGCCCACUGUGGAGUCGCUGGAGCAGAUCCGAGAUCUCGCGUACAAGGUUCACCCCCGAUGGAAGAUCCUGCUUGAGCAAGAGCAGCGAAAAGAGGACUCCGUGUACGAGAGGGGGGAGGGCGCUUACCUCCGUCGGUUCUCACCCGCUUGGGUCUAUACCAGAAUCAUUCACAAGGGUCUCUACCCGCUCGGCCGGUUCAAGGCGUAUAAAGAAGAGCAUAGUCUCCUAUCUGAAUUGCUGGGCCAGCGCCUCUUCCACGCCGCGCGACGCGGCUCAUGGUACCAGCGCAAGGCGCUCCUGGAAGAACACUACAUGUGGGCCCUGAUGCCAUCCGACGGACGCAGCGAAGAAGCCCAACGGAAACACUGGCGACGAAUUGCCCUGCAAACCUGUGAAGAGGGCCUCCAAGACCCGGACUGCCACUUGAUCUCGCACCACGAUCUCCAGAAACGGAUCAUGAAGCUCGAGAAAGCGCUCAAGGUGGUCAAACGGGAGCAGCACGAUUUCAGCCACGUCAUGCUCGCCAAACCCGCAGGACGGAUUGUCGAGGGCAUCCGCAUCGACCGCGAGAAUUCGCCCAGCGCACAACAAGACGACGCGACGUCCCGGCGCGGUCGACCGACCGUCUGGCUUGACGAGCGAGACGGCGGCGAAUGCCGGGUGGAAAGCAUGUGCUUGAGCUGGUAUCGUGACCAGGGCUGGAAGGGGUAUCAUUCCGAGGGAGGAAUUGUCCGGACUCUGUUCAGCUACCUCUUCUACGAUAUCCUCUUCACCUACGUCCCCAACGUCUUCCAAACCCCCUUCCAAACCUGCCCCUUAGACCUCCACACAGACUCCUUCUACGCCACCCGCGCAUCGGAAAUCAACCACCGCCUCGUAGAAAUCACCAACGGUGAAUCCGAGCGCAUCGUCCGGGCCGUGCACGCCCGCGAAUCCCCCCGAGAACCCUGCGCCAUCGGCAUCGACUGGAGCUUCGAGCUGGAUGACCUCGUCGACAUCGUGCGGUGCUUCCGGGGUGAGGCGCUCGCGGCCAUCUGCCAGGUGUUGGCGCAGGAGUACCAGCAGCGCGGGGGAGGGAUUCCAGAUCUGUUUCUGUGGCGGACGGAGAGUCGGGAGGUGAUGUUUGUGGAGGUGAAGAGUGAGAAUGAUCGGUUGAGUGAUACGCAGCGAUUGUGGAUUCACGUGUUGGGAGGUGCUGGGGUGAGGGUUGAGUUGUGUAAUGCGGUUGCAAGGGAGGUAAGACGUGUAUAAUAUAAAUGGGAUAGUGGUAUGUAUAUAUUGUGUCGUACAGAUACGGAUUGUAGUGCCAUAUUGAUAUUAUACCAUUACAUACAUACGACUACAAUUUCAGAGGGAUCAUAUAGAUCUCUGC